Molecule: messenger RNA, 2206 nt
Organism: Trichoderma harzianum CBS 226.95
Lineage: Eukaryota; Fungi; Ascomycota; Sordariomycetes; Hypocreales; Hypocreaceae
Exons: 5
Coding region: 106-1863 (585 amino acids)
Molecular function (GO): protein binding
Source: RefSeq, a predicted model, not a curated record
UACAGCACAUUGAAGUCAUCAUGGCCUCUCCUCGAUUCCCCAAACAGACCUUAUGUGAAUUGACAUCACCAUCACAACCUCAACCUCAACCAACUCGUUCCCAACAUGACGUCCGCUGCUGGCAUCUACGAUGAUGACUUAAACAUUGCCCACGCCGUCCUGCUCAAGAGCCAGCAGCAGUUCAUCAUCCGGACGACCUUUUCAUGGCUGCCCGUCCUGUCACUCGGCCGCCAACUGUUGACACUGCCGCUCUUUUGCUCAAUCAUCCUCCUCCAGCUGGCAAUCCUCGCUGUGAUUAAAAAUGGCCUUGUUCAAAACUCAUGCCGGAAAAUGGCAAAAACGAAGCCAACCUCGCUCGACGGCCGAAGCCAAAAGCUGUCAAAACCAACCUGGAAGCCCAAAGACACAGCCGAAUCAAGUCUAAAGCCAGCAUCUCCCCCCAAAACAAAUCCGUGGAAUCGAAACCCGAUCCCAGUAGCAGCUUCCGAUCACGAGGAUUCCUCCACCAAGACUCAACCGCUGGCGGACGAAGAAUUUCCAGAGCUGGGCACUUCUGGAGUCGCCGCCGACACUGCGGCCAGCGAGACAGCAGAGACUCACGCAUCUCCGCCGUGCGACGUGUCGAAAUCAAGUUGCUCGACAAAUGAAGAAGCACAAUCCGAAGAGUCUAUUUCUAUCUCUGGCGUUUCUCGAAUCAGCACGCCGACGAGGUUGAUUCUGGAAGAGGAGGCCGACCAGGCUGCCAAGAUCCUUUGGAGACAUCCCUUUGGAUCAAACGUCUAUUUGUACGUGGAAAAAAGCGUGUUCCAAUUGCACCGCGAUAUCCUCACGCGGCGAUCGGGGUGGUUUCGCGACAAGCUCCCUCCACCAAACCAGGAUGGAUCGCCCAUCGAGAUACAUCUACCACACGCCAUCGGAGCAGUGCAGCCUUGCCUCUUCUUCAUGUACACCAAAAACCUCGAGAUUUGCGAGCGAGACACGAACCAACCGCUCAACUUUAUACACAUCCCCCGUUGUGUCCUUGCUUAUUGCGCAGCAGUCAACUUUCAGAUUCCCGCAAUGGCAUCGCGCAUCCUGUCCAUCCUCGAAGACACUUCCAAAGAUCUCUCCACAUACCUCAACGCCUACUACAUCUACAAGGAAAUGGACUACAAAACCAGCAGGUCCAUUGCCACCUAUUUUAUCAAUUCCAUCGAUAUUUUAUAUUCAGAGCCGCUAUUCGAGCUCAUGAAGCCGAUGCGACACGCUCUUGCUGGUCUCUUGGACGCACUGCUUCCGUCUCUGCUGCGUCAACCGUAUUUUCCCGAGAUUCUAUGCAUGCCCUCGUGGAAACGAUGGUCGGCUGCCAUUGCCGCAGACCAAGUAGAAUACCGAACAGCGCUUGGCCACUACCGAUCAUCGGCAGACUCCAUCUUGCCGAGUGAGCUUGAGCUGGGAGCUUUAUUUGAUCGUGUGCUAGGGCAAUAUGACCUAUACCAGAAAAAUAAAGCCUACGCCAAAAAUUAUUCCGAUGAACAGGAGCAUGCCAGAAGGGGCACUCCUGAUAGUCUUGAUGGACGAAACAGCAAAGCUUCAACAUGCAAGUCUUGGGAGAAACGAUACGCCGAUAUCAAAGAGUACAGCGAAGAAGAGUCCACGCUAGUGUACCAAGCUCCAAGUGUUGCGGGAAGCACAGGCAGCGAAACAGGCACCUGGAACUCGUUCGGCACAGACGGCGCCGAAGCAGACGCAGCAGAAGUAGAAUCAGAGAGGCCAUCGACUACCAGCCCUAGAGUGUACCAUAACAGAUGUAUGAGGAGUAAGUCCAAUGCAUCAGCAGCGGGGGGAGGCCAAGGCAUGAGCGGUAAGAAGACGAAAAGAUGAAGAAGAUGAUGAUGAGAAAGAAGAAGAACCCUGGGUAAGACAGUGAGUGGGCGAGAUUUCGAAACUGAUAAUAGAGCAUAUCUGUGUGUGAGUCUGUGAGAUAUUAGAGUAUGGAUGCUAGUAAGUUGGUUUGAAGUUGGGCUUGGAAAGAAAGGAGUCGAGUGUAAGUAUAGAGCAACAUUUGUGUGAGUACAUGAGCAUGAGCAUGAGCAUGAGCAUGAGCAGAAUGAUUUGACAUGAUGUUUCAAUAAUAGAAUGACACGCAAUGCAUAAAUAAAUCAGCCUUUUCAGAUAAUAAUCUCCAUCAAUUGUAGUAGCUCCCGGGUAGGGGGGAUGAAGCCAU